AUUGUGCCCCGCAGCUGCCGAACCGCCCGCCCGCCAGCCAGCCAGCCGUCCGCUCGGCGCGUCAGUCUGCGAGAGUCGGGUGGUGGGUGCGGAGCUUGCGGCCGUUCCCGCGGCCUCCUCCCCCUCCCGGUUUCCUUUACCCCCACCCCACACCCCUUACCCCAUCCCGGCUCCGUCACCCUCCCGCUCCCCACACUCAGGACCAGAAUGCCCUGCCCGGAACAACCCAGCAGCACCUAGAUGGCUUUGGUUACGGUCCAGCGGUCGCCUACCCCCAGCACCACCUCCAGCCCCUGCGCCUCGGAGGCAGACAGUGGGGAGGAGGAAUGCCGAUCACAGCCCAGGAGCAUCAGUGAGAGCUUUCUUACUGUCAAAGGUGCUGCCCUUUUUCUUCCACGGGGAAAUGGCUCAUCCACACCAAGAAUCAGCCAUAGACGCAACAAGCAUGCAGGUGAUCUUCAACAGCAUCUCCAAGCAAUGUUCAUAUUACUCCGUCCAGAAGACAACAUCAGACUGGCUGUCAGACUAGAAAGUACUUACCAGAAUCGAACACGCUAUAUGGUAGUGGUUUCAACUAAUGGUAGACAAGACACUGAAGAAAGCAUUGUCUUAGGAAUGGAUUUUUCCUCUAAUGACAGUAGCACUUGUACUAUGGGCUUAGUCUUGCCUCUCUGGAGUGACACCCUAAUUCAUUUGGAUGGUGAUGGUGGAUUCAGCGUUUCAACAGAUAACAGAGUCCACAUCUUCAAACCUGUAUCUGUGCAGGCUAUGUGGUCUGCGUUACAGAGUCUUCACAAAGCUUGUGAAGUGGCCAGAAUGCAUAACUACUACCCAGGCAGCCUGUUUCUCACCUGGGUGAGUUAUUACGAAAGCCAUAUCAACUCAGAUCAGUCUUCAGUCAAUGAAUGGAAUGCUAUGCAAGAUGUGCAGUCCCAUCGGCCUGACUCUCCAGCUCUCUUCACUGACAUCCCAACUGAACGUGAGCGCACUGAAAGGCUAAUUAAAACCAAAUUAAGAGAGAUUAUGAUGCAGAAAGAUUUGGAGAAUAUCACAUCCAAAGAGAUACGAACUGAGUUGGAAAUGCAAAUGGUGUGCAAUUUGCGAGAAUUCAAGGAAUUUAUAGACAAUGAAAUGAUAGUGAUCCUUGGCCAAAUGGAUAGUCCUACACAGAUAUUUGAUCACGUGUUCUUGGGCUCAGAAUGGAAUGCCUCCAACUUAGAGGACUUACAGAACCGAGGGGUGCGGUAUAUUUUGAACGUCACUCGAGAGAUAGAUAACUUUUUUCCAGGAGUCUUUGAGUAUCAUAACAUCCGGGUGUAUGAUGAAGAGGCAACAGAUCUCCUGGCUUACUGGAAUGACACUUACAAAUUCAUCUCUAAAGCAAAGAAACAUGGAUCUAAAUGCCUUGUGCACUGCAAAAUGGGGGUGAGUCGCUCAGCUUCUACUGUGAUUGCCUAUGCAAUGAAGGAAUAUGGCUGGAAUCUAGACCGUGCCUAUGACUACGUGAAAGAGAGACGCACAGUGACCAAGCCCAACCCUAGCUUCAUGAGACAACUGGAAGAAUACCAGGGGAUCUUGCUGGCAAGCAAACAGCGGCAUAACAAACUCUGGAGAUCUCAUUCAGAUAGUGACCUCUCAGAUCACCACGAACCCAUCUGCAAAUCAGGACUAGAACUCAACAAGAAAGAGAUCACCACCUCAGCAGACCAGAUUACUGAGGUGAAGACCAUAGAGAGUCACCCACCCAUACCUCCCGUCUUUGUGGAACAUGUUGUCCCACAAGAUGAACAUCAGAAAGGCCUCUGUACCAAAGAAAGAAUGAUCUGCUUGGAGUUUACCUCGAGGGAAUUUCAUGCUGGACAGAUUGAAGAUGAAUUGAACCUAAAUGACAUCAAUGGGUGCUCAUCAGGAUGUUGUCUUAAUGAAUCAAAAUUCCCUCUUGAUAACUGCCAUGCAUCCAAAGCCUUAAUCCAACCUGGACACGACCCAGAAAUGGCAAAUAAGUUCCCAGACUUAACAGUAGAAGAUUUGGAGACAGAUGCUCUGAAAGCAGACAUGAGUGUCCAUUUACUGCCUAUGGAAGAGUUGACAACGCGCCUAAAAGACCUCCCCAUGUCUCCUGAUCCUGAAUCACCAAGUCCCCAACCUAGUUGCCAGGCUGAAGUCUCGGAUUUCAGUACAGAUCGUAUUGAUUUUUUUAGUGCCCUAGAAAAGUUUGUAGAACUUUCCCAAGAAACCCGAGCUCGUACUUUUUCCCACUCAAGGAUGGAGGAACUAAGUGGAGGAAGGAGUGAGAGCUGUAGACUGUCCAUGAUAGAAGUAGCUCCUUCUGAAGUAACACCUGAUGACCAGAGAAGCAGCUCUUUGAGUAAUACUCCCCAUGCAUCUGAAGAAUCUUCAAUAGAUGAGGAACACUCAAAGGCAAUCUCAGAACUGGUCAGCCCUGACAUCUUCAUGCAGUCUCACUCAGAAAAUCCAAUUUCAGUCAAAGAAAUCGUCACUGAGAUUGAAUCCAUCAGUCAAGGAGCUGGGCAGAUUCAACUGAAAGGAGAUAUCCUGUCCAAUCCAUGUCAUACACCAAAGAAGAAUACUGUACAUGAGCUGCCCCUUGAAAGGCCCCAGACCUUAGAGAACAAAUCUGGAAAUCUAGAGCAGAAUGAGGGUUCCUACAUAGUCCAGCCUGAACCAACCAAUGACCCAGGGAAGUGGGACCCAGAAGGCUGCCUAACCACAUACUCUUCUACCGCUGACUUGGAAGAAGAGGAGCCAGCUGAGGGAGAACAAGAAAUCUGGGGCCCAGGGAUACACUCGAGUGCUAAGUGGUGCCCUGGGUCUGUGAGGCGAGCCACCUUGGAGUUUGAGGAGCGCUUGCGGCAGGAGCAGGAGCACCAUGGUACAACUUCUGCUUGUACCUCCUUGCCUACUCGCAAGAAUUCUAAGAAUGAUUCUUCUAUGGCUGACCUAGCACCAAAAGGGAAGAAUGAUGAAGCCACCCUAGAACAGGCAUGUGACCCCAAGGACCCAGAGAUGAGCAAGGGCAAAGAGAAAUGUUGUGGGGUGGAGACUAGUCCACUACCCCAUUCCAAGGAAAUUACCGUUGUCCCAGCACCCGAAUUUCAGGAACUUCACCACUUGCCAGCUCCACAGGAGUGCCCAAGGUUAGAUACUAGAACAAAACAGGAUAUAGUCCUGAAGGAGCAGAAGACUGUGGUUUCAUGCCAGGAAUCUGAGACACAGUCAUUUCCUCUUUCCCUUCCCAAGAAGAUAGAAAUUAUUGAGUUUACCCACACAGUUACAUCACCCGAUCACACUGGAGCAGGGGGUGAAGUAGCGACCAGUGAGAAGACUGAGGAGCAAGCACUGAGGAAAGUAAAGGUGGAGAAGACCAUCACUGUCCUCUGCGCACUGGAUGAGAAUCUGAACAGGACUCUGGGCCCUGACCAGGUUUCUCUGUACCCCCAAGUCCUUCCUCUGCUUCAGUCAGCCUCUCCUGAGCACAACAGGCCCACCAGCCUGCCCUCCACCAUGGGCUGCCCAGGAGACUGCAGCAACAGUCCUUCAGUGGCCCUGGAGACAGUGGCACCUUUUGUCAGUCACACAACCCAUGUACCAUCAGCCAACUUGGAUUACCUGAGUCCCCAGACUGUUGUUCACCUGGAAGGCUGCACAGAGCAAAGCAGCACCACAGACAAUGAGCCCUCUGCAGAGCCAGGAAGCUGGGAAGAAAGCCCGGAGGGACCCCCCUCCAGUGGCAAAGAAAUGUCAUUCCAGGGCUCUGAGUUAACUAGUGAAGACCUAAGUUUGAUUAGCAAACUUGGUGACACCUCUGGCAACUUACAAAUAAAAUCAGACCCGUCCCCCAUAACCUGUCGACUCCCACAUAGCUCUAGUAGUGACAAUAUAAAGGGACUCAGCCACAGCCCAGGGGUGGUGAAGGAGCGUGCUAAAGAAAUUGAGUCACGAGCAACUUGCCAGGCAGUGCUCACCAAACCAUCCCAAAUGAGGCGCUCCGCUUCCCUUGCCAAGUUAGGUUACUUGGACCUCUGUAAAGACUAUUUACCAGAGAGGGAGCCUGUCUCCUCUGAGUCCCCUCAUCUCAAACUGCUUCAGCCUUUCAUCAGAACAGACUCAGGCAUGCACUCCAUAGAGGUUCAGGGGACCCCAGAAAACCCAAAUGUCCCCCAGAACCCGGAGCCUACCAAGUAUUUUGUAGAGCAACUUAAAACAACAGAAUGUGUUGUGCAGAGCAAGCCAGUGAAGAGACCCCUUGUACAGUAUGCCAAAGAAUUUGGUUACAGUCAACAGUGUUUGCGUCCCAGGGUAGGACCUGAAUUGACUCGUUCUGAAGGCGGCCUUCCUUUGCUACAGGCCCAGGUACUGCAUUGUGCAGGCCCAGCUCCACAGCUGGCAGUGGCGCCCCGUCAGCAGCAUGGCAGAACUCACCCGCUUCGGAGACUGAAAAAGGCAAAUGACAAAAAACGGACAACCAACCCCUUCUAUAAUACCAUGUGAUCUGAGCCUACACAUGUGACUUUCUAAAAGAAAUGCUUGUAAAAGGGGCAGGUGUAAUAUGUAAGGAACAUGCACUUUAUUGGUUAAUUUUAUAAUAUUUUGGUCAUUUUACUGUUCUUGGCGCAUGCAGGGUUUGGGUUUUUGUGUGUGUGUGUGCGCGCGCGCUCGUGUGUGUGCAUGGAUGUGAAUGUGUGAGAGAGA
Messenger RNA from Condylura cristata (star-nosed mole), 4713 nucleotides. RefSeq names its product slingshot protein phosphatase 2 (gene SSH2). Gene Ontology annotation, cellular component: cytoplasm. The record is from RefSeq and is a predicted model, not a curated record. Gene Ontology annotation, biological process: actin cytoskeleton organization; protein dephosphorylation; negative regulation of actin filament polymerization. NCBI's taxonomy places the organism in Eukaryota, Metazoa, Chordata, Mammalia, Eulipotyphla, Talpidae. The coding region runs from base 241 to 4512 and encodes 1423 amino acids. Gene Ontology annotation, molecular function: protein tyrosine/serine/threonine phosphatase activity; actin binding. The transcript has 15 exons.